Molecule: messenger RNA, 1620 nt
Organism: Brenthis ino (lesser marbled fritillary)
Lineage: Eukaryota; Metazoa; Arthropoda; Insecta; Lepidoptera; Nymphalidae
Source: the annotation of a GenBank genome assembly
AUGGCUAUAUUUGAGAAAUCGUCUAACUCUAAAAUUCGUAUUGAUGAUACAGAAAGACUGACAUGUUGUUUGGAAAAUGCGCAAAAUAUUAACAAACAUACCGAGUACAUUUUACGGGUCCAAAGAGGUCCUAAUAAGGAAAAUAAAUGGAGUGUGUCUCGACGAUAUAGGGAUUUCGCCGCUUUACACGUUAGCCUUCAGCAAUCUAACAUUGACCUUACUAUUCCACCAAAGAAAUUAAUUGGAAAUAUGCAACCAGCUUUUGUAGCUGAACGGCAAGUAGCUUUACAGACUUAUAUAAAUGAAGUCUUAAAACAUCAUGUGCUGGCAUUAUCAUUGCCAGUGAGAAGUUUUUUGGACCCUAACAAUUAUUCCUUAUCUAUAGCAGAGCAGGCACUGCAAACAAUGUCAAUAGCCUUAAGAGGUGAUGGUCAGUAUGAAAUAAAAAGUCUUUUAACUGAUAUAGGAUGGAGAGUAAGAAAACAUUAUUUUUUAGUCACUGAGUCAAACACUCUAAUGAACUGUAUACUAUCUUGGCAGAGUUAUGGACCUGAUCAUACAUUACAUAGCAAAGAUCUGCAAACUGCUUUUAAGAGUUUGCAAAAUAUAUCUCACCCUUACAUAGACGAAAUAAUAUCAAUUCAUAUAUUAGAAACUGGUGCUUAUGUCAUUAGAAAAAUUCAUGAGACCGGGACUGUUAGAGAUUUACUCUAUGGAACUGAAUAUAGUAAGAGUUACUUAUAUAAAUAUGGGAACCCAAAAGUGAGAAAACCCUUCACGACUGGCCAGAUAGCGCAUUAUGGAUACCAAAUAUUACAAGCUUUGAAAUUUUUACAUGAAAAAGGCCUGCCACAUGGUCACAUUCACCCAGGCAAUAUAGCGAUAGAAAACCAAAGGGCCUUACUGAUGGAUUUAGAAAACUUUCUAAUGGGUGUACCGUGUCUCUACCGACCAUUUUUAGUAGAAUUAAAACGAACAAACACAUCUGAAACAGUAGAUGUGUAUUGUUUUGGUAGAACACUCUAUGAAAUGGCCUUCGCGACUACACUCGAGACGCAUUACUGUGAUACAUAUCCGGAAGAAAUCUCAGAAGACUUAGAAUCAAUACUCCGCCUCUGCAUAUCAAGUACUUCAUGUAAGCAUGGCGGCCCCUCACUGGACCACCUGCUGUACCACCCGUUCUUCACACGGACCACACUCAACGGACUAACUCCUAAAUAUGAUACACGAACACACUUAAAGUUCCCGUUAAACAUCAAAGAUAACAUCAAAACUGCUGUUAAAGCGACGGAGGAGAGGUUAUCGAGUGACCAGAAGUUGUUUAGAAGCGCGAAGAGAGAGGUCCGGAUACAGAAGAUACUCAAUUCUGAACAAGAAAUGAAGAAGCAGAAGAAGAGGGUGAAGAAACGCGAGACGAUGUGGAAGUCGUCCUCAUCGCUGGCCGACGUGCGCUCGCACAGCGCGAGCACCGCGUCCUCCCCGACGCCGCCUACGCCGCCGCUAUCGGCAGACACCAGCGCCACGAGCUCGUGCGCGGGCACGAGCCCGAGCGCGCGGGGCGCCUUGCUCAGCGCUAUAUGCUCCUUCGAUAAGUCUCGCCUCGCGCGCGUUAACUCGCAG